Messenger RNA from Ictalurus furcatus (blue catfish), 2652 nucleotides. Its product is annotated as leukotriene B4 receptor 1-like. NCBI's taxonomy places the organism in Eukaryota, Metazoa, Chordata, Actinopteri, Siluriformes, Ictaluridae. The record is from RefSeq and is a predicted model, not a curated record. Gene Ontology annotation, biological process: G protein-coupled receptor signaling pathway; immune response. Gene Ontology annotation, cellular component: membrane. The transcript has a single exon. The coding region runs from base 1 to 891 and encodes 296 amino acids. Gene Ontology annotation, molecular function: G protein-coupled receptor activity.
AUGCAGCAACUCAACUCAUCAAACAGCUCUCUCACCUCUCCCGUCUUAACUGAAAGCCUGAUUGCCAGUAGUGUGCUGGCAGUUUGCUUCAUACUGGGAGUUCCUGGGAACAUAGCAGUAAUGGUACGUCUUGCUGGAUGGCUGAAGGGAGGCAGCUUCACUCCGAGACUGAUGCUAAGCCUGGCCAUAUCAGACCUGCUCACUCUGCUUUUUCUGCCGAUUUGGAUUUGGGCUCUUCUGUAUGGCUGGGUUUUUGACUUGUUCCUGUGUAAGCUUCUGUCCUACUUGGUGUACUUAAGCCUCUACUGUAGCAUGUUGUGUGUGAUGUUGAUGAGUGUACAGCGAUACAUACAAGUGCUGCAUCCUCAGAAAUGGAGCAAGCUUGGCAGAAAAGGAAAGAAGAUCCUCUUGAGUGGGAUGUGGAUGUUAAGUGGAGUAUUAUCAUCCUAUUCUCUCAUACAGCGCACACUAAGCUUGGACAAAGAAGGACACCUUCAAUGCCGUCUACACUAUCAUAAUGAUGUUGAAAGAGUGGCUACUUUAAUCUGGGAGAUUAUGAUAUUUGUGUUUUCAUUCCCCACACUGACUUACUUCUACUUUCAGCUUUACCGGGGAGUUAAUAACUCAGCUUUCUUCAGCAGUAGCUUAAUGACAAAGCUGGUGACCAGAAUUGUGGCAUGUUUCUUUAUUUUUUGGGUCCCGUUUCAAAUCUCCAACAUUGUGCUCAUCAUUGCUGUGUUGCUUGGGAAUGAUAGCCUGUUAAAAUCUGCAGAAGAUGGGAGUAAUAUCACUGGAGCUCUGACUUUCAUUAAUAGUUGUGUGAACCCCUUUCUGUACGCCUUCUCUGCUCGGUCUCUACGUCAGCACACAAAUGAAGCAGAAAAUACUUAGUUCCUUCAUGAUGUAGACAUUUGAGAGAGUGUAUGGAUUUUCUCUGAGAGCCCGUGAUCUGUGUAUAAUUCUGCUUAUUAUUGCAGUCUGUUGUUAUUUUUUUUUUUUAUAUACAAUACUGUCUAUAAUUGUAAUCCAUAUUAGUAGUCUCCAGCACAAUUAGUGCUAGAAAUGAGCUGUAAGUUUUAUUGAGCAUCUUGCAGAACCAGCCACGGUUCUUCUGGAGACUUUGAUUGAGAAUUAUUUUUGCAGCAAAAUCCAGCAGGCUUCAUUGUGUUUUUUGUCUGAAAAGUGGUCUCUUAUGUAAUAUGCUGCUUUCUUUAAUGACAUACAAACGUUUUUUUCUGUAACAUUUAAUUUUGUGCCAGAAAACUAAUGUUUGGGAAUCUAAAAUGUUUUUUUUUUUUUUUUUUUGUACUGACUCGAUAAUGUAGAAGUCAUAAAAUAAAAAAAGGGUGCCUAAAACUUUAAAAGCAGGUAAUGUUAAUUUGCCAAUAACAAUGAGAAACAAUUGUUUCUUCAUUUCUUUGUUUCUUAUUUUCUUUUAUUCAUUCUUUCCUCCUUUCUAUUUUGCCUGUCUGAUUGGCGAUCAAUUUGUUCAUUUCAUUUUAAAUUCUCUGCAUUGUAUCACUAUAAGAGUUAAUGAUCUCUAACUCCACCAGAGUAUUCAGCGAACAGCUGGGACAAUAACUAGUUCACUAAUCACUAGUUAUUAUCAGAUGAGCCUAUUACUCUUACAUUACCUAAAUAAUAUGUAUAAAAGUGGUGGAUAGUGUAGAAAUUGAGAGAUGGGAUUUGUCCUGAAGUCUCAAGUCUUUUCUUCACCCAGUUUCUAGAAAUUGCACUGACUUAUGUAAAAGUACUGCUACUAUGGUAAUAAUUUGCUUAAAUAAUAGUAACAAUAGUCCUCAAGAAAAUUAAAAUCAAAGGCUAUUGAGGCUUUACUAACUUGCUAGGUUUGUUAGCUUGCUAGUUAGCUAGUGAAUUCUUACCUAUUUCUACCUGUAUACUUAGCUAUCUAGCAAGAAUGCCCAUAUCACAUUAUCCUGAGCCUUACCUAUUAUCUGUAGCAGAACAAAUUAUGUUGUGUUUAUUUGUGUUUUUCAGAACUGCUGAUCGCCAUCCUUUUUUUUUUUAGUUAAUUAAUUUUAUUAACCAAUAUUCUGUAUAGCAGCUUUAUACAACCCUGAUGGGCUGUGUAUGAGAGCAUGCCAUAUUAAAGGCAUUAAAAUUUACAUUGUGUUGGUUGAGAAUCUCCAGAAUCAUGCAUAAAUGUUACACCAUGCAGAGAAUUUCCACAAAAACUACACACUUUUCAACCACAUUUCAGUACAUAUCAGUUUACAUUAUAUACUGUAUAGUAGGGGUUACAUGAUUAAAUAAUCUGUUUCAUAUUACACUAUUUAAGAUGCACCCAUGUGGGUGAGCUGGCAGCUCAGCAGGAUCAUGGAUUCUGAACAUAGACUGUAAAAAAAGAUGAAUGAAGCACCUUCACUCUCUUCCAUUGUAGAAAAGUGAAGCUGCCAAUGCUGCAAUAUGGCGCUGACAUCUUGGAGCCUGAGUCUGCACAGUAGUGAACUCGGAGCCCGGGUCUGCGCAGUAGUGAGUGUGAAGUGGCACUGUGGUAUCAAGGUCCUGCCCACACUCCUGCGGAGUCAGUCGCAAUUCAAAUAACUAACUAAAAUCAAACUUAUUUAAAAAACUAACACUUGAACUUACAUCAGCGUGAUAAAAACUACCUAAAAUGACAGUAAUUUGAUU